UGACCCUUUAUAAUGAUUUAUUUUCCCAGAAAAUCCAAUAUAACAUUUUAUUAAUAAAGGUAAUGUUUCGACAAUGCAACGUCACAAUUGUUUUGAUUCAACAUGCUUCCACAUGAGGGAGACAUUCUCCUCUCAACUCCAACCCCCUUUUUGGAGCUCAGAAGGAAUGAGAAAAUGUGGGAAUACAUAAAUUAUUUAUUUUUUUCUCUCUGUGGCGCACGUACAGAAAUCCAAAGCUCCUAUUAGAGAGGAGGAAUUAGAGAGAGAGAGAGAGAGAAAGAAAGGUGGAAGUGGAGGUAAAAAAUACCAUAUGCUAAAGAAAGAAAAAAAGAGGGUGACCUCGCUCCUGUGACACAUGAGUCAACUUUCCUGACAUGGACCCGUUGUGCCAGAAGAAACUGUAAAGGGCAAAACAAGGAGGUGCAGCCCAGCGGAGAGACGGAGGAGGGAGAGAAAACCAGAGAACCUGGUGCUGAGGUGAGUAAGGAAGCAUUUGGGAAAGCGUGGGCGAACGAGAGGGCGACCAAAACGGCAAAGGGAGUGGAGGAGUGAGGCGCCCCGGACCUACCAGCAAAGCCUCGGGGGGGGGGGGGGAGUACUAGAAGAAGGAGAAGAAGGAGAAGAAGAAGGAGAGAGGAGUGAUAACGAGUCGAGCGAGGAGGGAGGAGAGUUGGCUGGACAUGGGGCUCUGCACCGUCCUCCUCAUCUGUCUCUCCCAGGCUGAGCUGGGGAGAGCGUGGGCUCUCCAGCAUGAAGAUGCCCCGACCGCGACACAUCUGCGGACAGAUGUGGCUCCGUCCAGUCUGCACAGAACCGGGAGGGACCAGCAGAACCCACACAAACGCAGAGAAGCCCGCAGCGGCGGCGGCGGAGGAGGAGGGAGAGGACUUGACGUCAGCACUCUGCCUGACAACACGACCCACAUUGUGGACUCCCAGCAGUACUACACGUGGCACAGUUUCGGUCCAACGGACAGACGGUCGGGGGACAAGUGGGUCGAUCUGAACAACCUGCACAAGAGCCAAGUCCAGAUCCACGGCAUACUGUCCAACGCACACCAGAAGGCAGCGAGGGUGGCGCUUUCCUUUGAUUUCCCUUUUUACGGACACCACCUGAGACAAAUUAUCAUUGCGACUGGUGGCUUCAUCUUCAUGGGGGACAUCACUCAUCGAAUGCUGACCGCCACCCAGUACAUCGCUCCCCUCAUGGCCAACUUCAACCCCGGCUUCUCCAAAAACUCCACCGUGAGGUACUCGGACAACGGUCACCUGUUUGUGGUGCAGUGGGACAACGUGCGCCUGAAGGACCGCGAGGCCGAAGGCUCUUUCACGUUCCAGGCGAUCCUCGACAGAAAUGGAACCGUUGUUUUCAACUACCGAGACAUCCCCAUCCCAGUGGAGCAAAUUAACUCCACCGAGCACCCGGUGAAAGUGGGACUGUCCGAUGCCUUCCUGGCCCGCCUCCCCUCCUCACAGCCGUCGGUAGCCAGCCAACGUACCAUCUACGAGUAUCACCGGGUUGAGAUCGACACCGAAAAGGUGGUCAGCGGAUCUUCUUUUGAGCUGACGCCGUUGCCGACUUGUCUUCAACACACGUCCUGUGACCUCUGCAUGACCUCCAACCUGACCGCCGGCUGCGGCUGGUGCAACACACUUCAACGAUGUUCCGACGGGAUCGACAGGCACAGACAGGAGUGGUUGGAUUACAACUGUCCCGAAGAGGCGAAAGGGACGUGUGAGGACUACAACCCCGGAACACCCGAGGGAUCGAUGAGCUCCUUCAACCAGUCUUCUCCAGGGCCAACGGCUUCUUCAGCGGCAGACGAAGGACAGCCCGUCACCACAGACGUGCAGGCGAGUCCCCCGAACGUCUCCGGGAUCACGGAGAACGCGGCCAUCAUAGCCGGCGUGGUGGGCGCGCUGGUCCUGCUGGUGGCUUUGACCCUGCUGGCGGUCUACUACAUCAACACGCACCCCGCGGUGGCUCCGCCCUUCUACCUCAUGCAGCGUCGCACCAACAACUAUUGGCCUUCCAUGAAGUUCCACAACCAGGGCUGCCAGUCCAGCUACGCCGAGGUCGAGCUCGGGGGUCACGAAAAGGACGGCUUCAUCGAGUCCGAGCAGUGCUAGUGAAGGUCCCCGGGACCGUCGGGACGGGGAGGAGCGAGGACAUCCGCCUUGAGGACUGCACAGACAUCACAAGGUGGAAGAACAUGGACAAGCUUUCUCCGGGUCUCUGCCACCGCACGGGGGGGGGGGGGGGAUUUGACAUUUUCGAUAGCGGGGGUUUGGAGGGUCUGAGAGAGGACGCCGACCACAAAACAUGACGACGUGCAAAUGUGUAACUGUACAAAAAAAAAAAAACAGAAGAAAAAAGCCAUCAACGCAUGUCGGACGUGAGGGAAGGAGUGGACGAAGCCUUCUUACUGCAAAGCAACAUACGGCUCAACGUAACAGUGUGUUUCUACUUUAUGGAGUUAUUUUUGAUUCAUGAAAGUUCUACGUGGCCGACGUUUGGUUGAUAAAAUGUUAUAUUUCUGUGGACUUUCACUAUAACAGAUAUUUAGCUAUAUAACUGAUAGUGAUUAUAAUUAUCAUCUUCAACCUCUCUGGGGGAAUGUUGUCUGUAUUCAUUUUAGAGAUGUAGAUAUGGCUGUUUUCUUUUAACCAUUCUGUUUAAAUGUCUUCUAAUAAAAGUCGGUGGUGAGUGUUGAUAAUGAUCCCAGGCUUGGUGAUGAGAUGUGUGAUGUCAAAGGGUAGCAUCCUGUUUACCGUUUAAAGGCUCCCUCCCAUUAAAAACGGAUGUGAAUAUACCAACAUUGUCUUUGCAUGCAAACUGCCACCUAAACUUAGAUGCCCAGGCACAAGUGAGCUAUUGAUGCAUUCAAUUAAUGCAUUUAAAUAAACAGACAGAAUAGAAUGCAUUGUAUUAUCCUUAUUUUUUUAAACUUACUUCCCUUUGUUUUUACCAAAACGUACAAUUCCUGCACAAGUUUUGCAAAGAAUAUAAAAUCACUGUUUUGAAAUAAUACAUUGUACAUAAGAAAAACAAAGAGAGACAACAAUAACACACUCUGACCUGACUAUUGACGAUUGAAAAGUUAGAUUUUGUUCGUUAAAUCACAGAAAUGAACGUUUUGUGAUGAAU
Messenger RNA from Pungitius pungitius (ninespine stickleback), 3147 nucleotides. RefSeq names its product plexin domain-containing protein 1-like. The transcript is spliced from 13 exons. Lineage: Eukaryota; Metazoa; Chordata; Actinopteri; Perciformes; Gasterosteidae. The coding region runs from base 681 to 2129 and encodes 482 amino acids. The record is from RefSeq and is a predicted model, not a curated record.